AUGGAGCAAUACGCUAUUGUGGAAUUCAGUGAUGGACUACAAAUGAUACCUUCUUGUUGGAUAACGGAAGAUAAGAAGCAUGAAUAUUGGCCACCAUUCUCCAGCAAUAAAAAAUUUAGAAAAUCGAUACAAAAAUGUAUUUCAAAAAUGGAAAAUUGGCCACUGCAUGAGAUAAAAAAACUUUGGGCAACUGCAGAUACAUAUCAUAAAGGUAUGAAAAAGUUAAAGAAAGUAGAAUUUAUAUCGGAUGUUAAUUCAGAAAGCGAAGAUUAUGAAAUUUCCAAGAAAGAGAGAAAGAAUAGAGCGAAGACUAUUAUGAGUAGUGAAGAAAGCUUCAACGAAGACGAAAAAUGUGUUCGUUUACCGUCUUAUCCAAAACUUCCACAAAGAAAAAAUCUUACUUAUUCUGAAAAUAAAACUAAAACAUAUAAAACAACAUAUAAAAGCAAAAACAUAUUAAAGCAGAUGGAUUGUGAAAAUAAUAACACUCAAGCAAUAAAUGUGUCAAGACAUUCAAAUAUUGAAAAAGUUAAUACGGGUAAGAAAUUUAUACGCACGCAUGCAUCACACACACACAUAUCACACACACGCACACACACUGCAGUUUCAUGUUCUAAUAACCAAAUUAUACGAAUGGAUGCCUUUAGGACUCCCGAUGGGACGUCCACAGGAUGUCCAUAG
Molecule: messenger RNA, 681 nt
Organism: Solenopsis invicta (red fire ant)
Lineage: Eukaryota; Metazoa; Arthropoda; Insecta; Hymenoptera; Formicidae
Exons: 3
Coding region: 1-681 (226 amino acids)
Source: RefSeq, a predicted model, not a curated record